Messenger RNA from Echinops telfairi (small Madagascar hedgehog), 1735 nucleotides. RefSeq names its product integral membrane protein 2C (gene ITM2C). Gene Ontology annotation, molecular function: amyloid-beta binding. Lineage: Eukaryota; Metazoa; Chordata; Mammalia; Afrosoricida; Tenrecidae. Gene Ontology annotation, biological process: negative regulation of amyloid precursor protein biosynthetic process. The coding region runs from base 16 to 810 and encodes 264 amino acids. Gene Ontology annotation, cellular component: extracellular exosome; plasma membrane; Golgi apparatus. The transcript has 6 exons. The record is from RefSeq and is a predicted model, not a curated record.
ACGUUGAGCGCAGCCAUGGUCAAGAUCAGCUUCCAGCCCGCCGUGACGGGCGUCAAGGCCGACAAGGCGCCGGCCGCGGCCCCGGCCGCGGGCCCGGCCGCCGAGAUCCUGCUGACCCCCGCGCGGGAGGAGCGGCCACCCCACCCCCGCUACAGGAAGAGCGGCUCAGUGGGCAGCGUGUGCUACCUGUCGAUGGGCAUGGUUGUGCUGCUCCUGGGCCUGGUCUUCGCCUCCAUCUACAUCUACAGAUACUUCUUCCUUGCCCAGCUGGCCCGAGAUAACUUCUUCCACUGCGGCGUGCUCUACGAGGACCCCCUGGCCUCCCAGGCGCGCACGCAGAGGGAGCUGGAGGAGGACGUGAAGAUCUACCUGGAGGAGAACUACGAGCGCAUCAGCGUCCCCGUGCCCCAGUUUGGGGGCGGCGACCCUGCUGACAUCAUCCAUGACUUCCAGCGGGGCCUGACCGCCUACCAUGACAUCUCCCUGGACAAGUGCUACGUCAUCGAGCUCAACACCACCAUUGUGCUGCCCCCUCGUAACUUCUGGGAGCUGCUCAUGAAUGUGAAGAAAGGGACCUACCUGCCGCAGACGUACAUCAUCCAGGAGGAGAUGGUGGUCACAGAGCACGUCCGCGACAAGGAGGCGCUGGGCUCCUUCAUCUACCACCUGUGCAGCGGCAAGGACACCUACCGGCUGCGGCGCCGCACCACCCACCGGCGGAUCACCAAGCGAGGAGCCAAGGGCUGCACUGCCAUCCGCCACUUGGAGAACACCUUCGUGGUGGAGACCCGCAUCUGCGGGCUGGUGUGAGCCGCCACUGCCCCAGCUCCGCCCCGCCCCCGCCCCUUCCUCUUUUGACCUCGCUCUGGCCACCUUGGUCUCUAGCUUCGUUUGUACCAUGGGCGCCUUUCCUUAGAUGUGACAUGUCUCCUUAAGCCUUCCUGGCCCCGCCCACCUCCUCGUACCAGCACAGUGGCCUCCCAGACCCCAGCAGAGACAACUUGGGGUGGGUGUUGGGUUUAAAUGUAGCUGAGGGAGGGGCAGGCCCUGGAAGGCAUUCUUGUAGGGCAUACCUCUCCUCCUGAGUCCCCAGGGCUUGGGCUGAAGGCCCAAGAGCGCAGGGAAGGUAGCUUGGUCCGGGGGCGCCAGGCUUGUCAGUGCCUUUGCCACCAGCAGGGGCCUGGGGAUGCGGCCUAGGGUGAGAGUCAAGUCAAGCACAAUUGUUCUCCAAGUGGAACCAAAGAAGGAAGGGGCCGCCAAGGCCCCAGGAGCACAAGCGGGGUCCUCCAGCCACGGCUGGAGCCACAGGGUGGGUCACCCCCACGGUCUGAGGAGGAUCGCUUCCAGUCCUGUCCAGGCAGCGCCAGUAGCUGGGAGCCAUGUUUGGUCAAGCAGGUGGAGUUUGUUUCUGCAAGCCUGGAGUUACUUGUCUUUGAAGAUAAACUAGGGGGCAGGAGGGCCACCUGGUACCCGUGAACCUGCCUCCCCGCCUCCUGAGAUUCACCCCCUCUUCUCUGGGAGAACGCAGCGUUUCCCCUCCUCCACCUGCCCCUCCUCUUGCAUGUCUUCACUGAUGGUUCCAUGCUCACCCGCUGCGGAGCCCUACCUGCCUGCACGGGGGCGCCGCCGGUCAGACGUGGGUGCUUCCCAGAGACCAAACAGAAAUGCUUGUCUAUUUUCUCAAGUAGCUCUGUUCAGAAGUGUCUGUAGAGCAUUAAAGAUCUUAUACUUCUGA